Molecule: messenger RNA, 1698 nt
Organism: Sporisorium graminicola
Lineage: Eukaryota; Fungi; Basidiomycota; Ustilaginomycetes; Ustilaginales; Ustilaginaceae
Exons: 1
Coding region: 1-1698 (565 amino acids)
Source: RefSeq, a predicted model, not a curated record
AUGCUGGCGUACAAGCAGUCUUUGACAAAAGCUCACACUGAACGGCUCGGCGGUCUGCUGGGUCUGCAGCAUCCACUAGCCCCGGUCGGUAGUUCGGGAAUCGCAUCAAUACAGCCAGUGGCGGAAGCAACACAGCCGCCGAUGUUGCCGUCAGUGUUUGACAACUUGAUAAUGAUCGUGGAUCGCGAGGACACGGUUGUAUGGACAAGCGACUCGAUCCGUGCCUGUGCGGGCAUGUUGUUCAACCCUGCCGCAGGACGAGACAAUGUUGGCGCAGGUUGGCAGUCGGAGACGCUCGGCGGGAAGCUGGUUAAGGUUUCCGAUCUGCUCGCUGAUGAACAGGAGGUAUCGUGGUGGCAGGAGGCAUGUCGCGAGAUCCGCUCGAUGCAGUCUCAGGAACAACACGCUUCGGCCACCUCAGAGGAACCCACUCGAUUCAGGAAAGAGAUAGUGCUCGCGCGGCGCAAUCCGCAAAGGGACAACACACUAAUCGAGCUAGCUAUCGUCGCCACACGCAACCCCCAAGCUGCAGAAAAUGGCUUCCUCAUGGUCCAGCUACGGCCUGCCUCGAUCCCAGCCAUCGCCACCGUAUCCUCGCAUCCCUCACUCUCGCAUCCUUCUCGACCCUCGUUUCGCGCUGAAGACCCAAGCGGCACGCGGGCAACUUCCGAGCUGCGUCUGCUCGUCUCGCGAAGCGGACUCAUCCUGCGCACCACCUCUCCAACCAACCCUGCCACACGGUCCAGCCAGGGGGAUUCGAUGCGGGGUAGCGCAGAAGCGCGGGCGAUCUAUGCGCUCUUUGGCGACAGCACGAGUGUGCCCGCGUUCGGACAGAGCCUAGUGGACGUGCCCAGGCUUGCACCGCUGUUGCACGUGGUUGCGCAGGCUGCGGUCGUCGGUCUUGCCCAGACAGUGCAACUAGCAGCGGGGGGCAGACAGAUCACGGCGACUGUUCAGCCGGUGCUGAGGAGUGCCUCGGUCGGCGCCGAGGGGAGUAGACGUACUCAUGCUGCAGCGGCCAAGGUGUGGAUCACGCUGUCCGCGCCUAGCGCGACUGUCUUGCGACGAUCCAGCUCGAUCAUGCCGCGUACAGUGACAGGUUUUGGUAGCCGGGGUGCGGGGGUGACGGAGAUGGCGCACCUGAUGAGUCCGCAAAGCCGUGGUGCGGGCCUCGAUCGGCGUCACAGCUACCAGGCGUUCAAGCAGGACCACAGCUUUCACGCACCGUUCGGGGCGGUGCCUUUUCCUAACCAAGCUGCUGCUGAUGAUGCUGCUUCGGCCGCGUCUUAUUUCAGGCAGCCAGGAGCAGCACAGACAACAUCAGCGAACCAACAGCACUCCCCCACCUACGGCAAGGGCAGAGAAGGCAGCACGCAGCCCACGCCCGAGUCUCCGCUUCCGGACAGCCAGAACAGUCGCAUGGAAGGCAGCUUGCCUGUCAACGACAGUCUCAGCAUGCUCAUGGCGCAACUCGAGCAAGAGAACCGCAACUUGCAGCGCCAGAUCGACGCACGCCGGCGCCGACGCCAGAUGCAAGCGCAACCGUUCGUGCACCCCUUCACGCAGCCGCAGUGGGGUGCAACGCCUACACAGCCGUUCCAAAGCCAUCACUCGUCGUUUCCAGCCCUUUCCCCCAGCGCUUUCCUCGGAGAUACGGUGCCAGGAAGCUGUCCGACCAGGCUACAAUAUCUUCCUUAA